Molecule: messenger RNA, 621 nt
Organism: Miscanthus lutarioriparius
Lineage: Eukaryota; Viridiplantae; Streptophyta; Magnoliopsida; Poales; Poaceae
Source: the annotation of a GenBank genome assembly
AUGGGGCUUUCUGACAAGGAACAACAAUGGGGAAGUGCUAGCAGCUUGUGCAGGGAAUAUUUCUUAUGCUUCAUCGGCAUUGCAUCUGAAGCAAUUGCGGCCUACAAAGGUGUACUUCAGGCCGCACAAUUGGGAAUGUCGCAAAUUGUCUUGGAAAUGGAUGCCACAAUGUUAGUUGUUGCCGUCAAGUCGUCAAGUGUAGACCGAAGCAGCAUAGGUGCUCUGGUCUUCAAGAUACGAGAUGUUAUGCAAUCCGAGUUUUCUUCAUGUCGCAGGAUGCCUCCGCCGCGUGAGCACCACCAGCCCCAGGAGGAGGACGACGAUGACACCGCAGGCGUCGUCAAGCUCAUCAGCGCCGAGGGCUUCGAAUUCGUCGUCGACAAGAAGGCCGCCAUGGUCUCCAACACCCUCCGCAACAUGCUCACAUCGCCAGGCGGCUUCUCCGAGACGCGCCAGGGCGAGGUCCGCUUCCCGGAGAUCCCCACCCACAUCCUCGAAAAGAUCUGCCAGUAUUUCUACUGGUCGCUCCAUUACUCCAGUGGGAAGGAGACAACUGAGUUUCAGAUCGAACCGGAGAUCACCCUGGAGCUGAUGAUGGCCGCAAACUACCUGGACACUUGA